Carya illinoinensis is the source of this 2058-nucleotide messenger RNA. RefSeq names its product disease resistance protein RUN1-like. The transcript has 5 exons. NCBI's taxonomy places the organism in Eukaryota, Viridiplantae, Streptophyta, Magnoliopsida, Fagales, Juglandaceae. Gene Ontology annotation, biological process: defense response. Gene Ontology annotation, molecular function: ADP binding. The record is from RefSeq and is a predicted model, not a curated record. Bases 1 to 2058 code for a protein of 685 amino acids.
AUGAAGAGGCUGCAGAAUAAAAGGGUUUUUAUUGUCCUUGAUAAUGUGGAUAGUGACGAGCAAAUGACGACAUUAGCAGGGGAUUGGAAAUGGUUUGGUCCUGGGAGUAGGGUGAUUAUAACAUGCAGAGAUAGUCAUCUGUUGAUAAGAAAUAAAGUGAAUGAUAUCUAUAAGGUUGAGCAGCUCGAAACAACAAAAGCUUUGCAACUCUUUAGUUUGUCAGCCUUCGACAAAACCCAUCCUCCAAAGAAUUACAUGGAUCUAUCUAUGGAUUUUGUGAGGUAUGCUCAAGGCCUUCCUUUAGCUCUUAAAGUUUUGGGACGUCAUGUCUUAUUUGGGAGAACAAAUAUAGAUACAUGGAAAAGUGUUAGGAAUCAACUAGAAGCAAUUCCUAAUAAAAAAAUUAUGGAUGUACUUCAAAUAAGUUUGGAUGGGCUGCAGGAAAUGCAAAAAGAGUUAUUUUUAGAUAUGGCGUGUUUUUUCCGAGGACAGCAUUGGGUGCAUUACAACUUUUUUGAGGUGUUAGAAAGUUUUGGUCAUUAUCACAUCGACAUUGACGUUCUCGUUGAGAAUUCCCUCAUAAGCAAAUCAAAAUAUGGAUUGUUGUCGAUGCAUGAUUUGCUAAAAGAACUGGGCCGGGAAAUAGUUCGCCGUAAAUGCCCUGAUGAAUCUGGAAAAUGUAGUAGACUGUUUUGUUGGGAGGAUCUCUGUCAUGUACUGAAGAAUGAUACUGGAACUAAUGCAACUAAAGGCAUAGUCGUGAAUUUUUGUCCUGAAACGAAAGAGAGACUCAACGCCAAAGCAUUUUCAAAGAUGACAAAAUUGAGAUAUGUUAAAUUUCAUCAUUCUCAAACUUUAAAAUGGCGUGGAAACCCUUUAAAAUACAUGCCAACCAAUGAGUUGCGAUACCUAGAGUGGUCUGGAUAUCCUUUGAAAUCUUGGCCGAGCAGUUUCCAACCAAAAAAUCUUACUGUACUAAGAAUGUCUGGCAGCCGCAUCAAACAACUAUGGAAGGGGUCGAUAGUUUUAGACAAUCUAAAAGAAUUUGAUGUGAGUUUUUCUAAGAAUUUGAUUGAAACACCAGAUUUGACAAAAGCCCCAAAUCUUGAGAAAAUAAACCUGAAAGGUUGUAAAAGCUUGUGUGAGGUCCACCCAUCCAUCGGAAGUCGCAAACGAUUAAAGAAUUUGCAACUUCACAAAUGUUCAAGCCUUGAGAAGUUGCCAGAACUGAGACGCAAGUUGAUGAGAGAUCCCACCUAUGAUAUCGAAUCACUUGUAGAAUAUCAGAUGGAAGGAAAAUUUUCAACAGAUGUAGUGUGCAUUGAUUUUGAUAGCAAAGGAGAAAAAAUUUUAGACAUGGCAGGUGGAAUUGUUGGGAAAUUAUAUGGCAAUGUGAUGAUAAGUGGGUGGUCGUUGGGAUUCAAUAUCCCGAAGUGGGUCCGGUAUAAAAGUAAUGGCUCCUCUGUAACGAUAGAUUUGGAUGGUAUUACGAAUCCGGAGAUGGGGUGUGCUUUCUUUAUUGUUUGUGAUUCUGAUAAAUUCUUUUCCCUUGAUGAAGAAGCUUCAAUUUCUUCGUUAUUUAAGGAAUGGGAUUAUCAUUUUUCAUCGGUGAGUCCUAAAUUAUCCUUUGAGAGGGAUGAAGAAGAAUGUCGGGAGGAAUGUUCUUUUGAAUACUUUUUAAUUCCUCGUCUCUUGGACGACUGUUUAAUUAAGACAAUUGGAUUUUGGGUGUAUAUACCGGUGAUUUUGCAGUUUUUGCGAGUUUUGGAUAUACGGAGGAGGCUCAUAAAGAUUUCAUUUGAAACAGGCCGUUAUGAGAAUGGUUCUGUGAAAUUCAAUGAAGCGAAAGAAUGCGGGGUGCAUUUAGUAUGUCCAGAUGAUGGUGCUAAUUCUGAGUUCUUUAAUAGCAUUGCUCCUUUUCGCCACUCGGGAUCUUCAAAUUCAUAUUCAAAUUCAGAUUUCCAUCGUCGAUAUAGCUGUGCAAUAUAUGAAAAAACAGAGGAAGCACCAUGGCCGGAUGUCAUGAUUAGGCGAGUGAACCAACAUGCACCAACUUAA